Molecule: messenger RNA, 2593 nt
Organism: Klebsormidium nitens
Lineage: Eukaryota; Viridiplantae; Streptophyta; Klebsormidiophyceae; Klebsormidiales; Klebsormidiaceae
Source: the annotation of a GenBank genome assembly
CGUGACCGCAGUCGCCAGGGGCAGCAGGGGUCGCCAUGUCUUAAAGUUCCACGUGGUGGCAAGGCAAUCAAUGGCAGCGAUGCUUGGAGUACUUGUGGUGGUCAAGAAUGCUGCGUGCUCGCACAGAGCUGCUGGCUAAGGGGUCCCGCGUAUGAGCAGCCACGGCGCUUGCAGACUCGGGGAUCCGCAGCGCGUCGCACAGCUCGCUCAUGGGACCUGAGGCGGUGGAGGACACCCGGUGGUCAACGGGGCGGCCUCCUCUGCCACAUGGGCUCGCAGGCGGAGAAGCAAGCAGGACAGCUCCCACCAGGACGUAUGACCGUAACGAGAGUGGGCGCAGCACAGGGAGUGCGGUGUCGCUGGUGCGCGGACGACAUGGGCUGGACCUGGAGGCAGGCGCCACUGAGUGGCGGAAUUACAAUGACAUGUAUCCCGACUCUGAUGGGGAGGCGCGGUCGGGUGAGGACGGUGGGAGACGGGGCAGGAGGGGCAAGCGCAGGUGGUUGUGGUUUACGUCCGUGUUGAACCCGCAUUCAAGACCGGUCAAGGUGUGGCACCGCGUGUUCCUGCUGUCCCUGCUCACCGGCAUGGCGGUGGACCCCCUGUUCUACUACCUCCUCGGCGUGGACCCCGCCCGCCUCUGCGUCUACGUUCAGGCUGGCUUUGCGGUGGCGGUCACUGUGCUGCGCUCGCUGCUGGACCUGCUCUUCCUGGCCAACAUGGGCCUGCAGGCGCGCCUCGCCUACGUUUCGCGCUCUUCGCUGCGCCUCGGCAACGGGGAGCUGGUCACGGACCCGCGCAAAGUGGCCGCGCACUACGCGCACCCGCGGGGGGGCCUCCUGCUGGACGUGCUGGUCAUCCUGCCCAUCCCCCAGGUGACGGUGUGGGUGAUUGUCCCGCACCUGCUGAGUAGCGGCACCCCGUUGCGCGCCCCGACCGUGCUGCUGUUUGCGCUGCUGCUGCAGUACCUGCUGCGGCUGCUGCGUACGCUGGCCUUGGUGCGCAGCAUGCAGCGCGUGGUGGGGUACAUCUUUGGGGGCGCCUGGUGGGGCUUUCUCCUCAACUUCGCAGCCUACUGCGUGGCCGCACAUGUCUUCGGCGCUUUGUGGUAUCUGUUUGCCGCAGCCCGCGUUCAAAGCUGCCUCAGUGGGCAGUGCCGGGCAGCCUCUGGGUGCCAGCAACAGUUCCUGGGCUGCGCUCCGCCCAUCGCCUUCCACGAGGAGACACUCUUGAGCGCCCCCCGCCUGGCGUGGGCCCAGAACAGCACCGCGAGCACCUUCUGCCUGGCGGGGACGGGCGGCUUCCCGUACGGCAUCUACUGGAACGCGCUGCCGCUUGUGACGCGCCCCAGCGUGGCCGAGAAGAUCCUGUUCCCAUUCUUCUGGGGGCUCAUGACGCUCAGUUCGUUCUGCAACGCGCUCACCCCCAGCACAUACCUGCCCGAGACCAUCUUCUGCAUCGUCCUCGUUGUGUCCGGCGUGCUCCUCUUCGUCGGCCUCAUUGGGAACGUCCAGGUGUUUCUGCAGUCGCUGCGGCACCGCGUGGAGGAGAUGCGUGCGCGCCGCCAGGACCUCGGCUGGUGGAUGUCGCGCCGCCAGCUGCCUUCGCCCCUGCGCACGAGCGUGGGCGCGUACGAGCGGCAGCGGUGGGCCGCCACGCGCGGCAUCGACGAGGAGGCGCUCAUCGCCGACCUGCCCGAGGGCCUGCGCCGCGACAUCAAGCGCCACCUCUGCCUGGACCUGGUCAAGCGCGUCCCGCUGUUCGCCUACAUGGACCCGGCGCUGCUCGACAUUAUCUGCGAGCGGCUGCGCCCCGCGCUCUUCACGCCCGGCCUCGUCGUGGCGCGUGCUGGCGAGCCAGUGCGCAGCAUGCUGUUCCUUGUGCGCGGCCACUUGCGCAACGUGCACAUCGUGGGCGGGCGGCCCUCGACCGCCAUCCUGUGGCCCGGCAGCUUCACCGGCGAGGAGCUGCUGACUUGGGGGCUGGGCCGCACGGCGGACCAGCACCGGCUGCCGCUGUCGGCGGCGUGCCUGGAGUGCGUGGACACAGUGGACGCGUUCGUGCUGGAGGCGGAGGACCUGCAGUACGUCACCGCGCACUUCCCGCACCGCCUCCAGUCCGCCAAGCUGCGCCGCACCAUCCGACACUACUCCCCGCACUGGCGCACGUGGGCGGCUGUGACCAUCCAGCUGGCGUGGCGGCGCUACAAGACGGUUGCGGCCACCGCGCGGCCGCGCAAGCAGCUGGUGCCCCUCGUGUCCAGCCUCUCGUUGCCGCGGCCCGGGGCCCCAGAAGCGGAGGCAGCAGCGGAUGCGAGCCAGAGCGCGGCGCGCAGGCGGGACAAGCUGCGCAUGUACACCGCCAUGUUCAUAUCGCCCAAGCCGCAGGACUGAGCACGCAAGUCAGCCGGGGGAGGCAGCAGCGCGCAAAUACGGGCAAGAGCUCACGCGUCGCUCAAAAUGAUGCGGCCGUCUGUAUCAUAGUGCUACGCGGGCUGUCUGUAAAAUAGAGAGACAUGUUGCUUAGGCGUCCAGCAAGUCAAGUCAAGCUGAAGAAAAUGACUGAAAGAGAUCCCUUUAACAAUCGUAAGCCG